Molecule: messenger RNA, 1036 nt
Organism: Panonychus citri (citrus red mite)
Lineage: Eukaryota; Metazoa; Arthropoda; Arachnida; Trombidiformes; Tetranychidae
Gene: Mthfs
Product: 5-formyltetrahydrofolate cyclo-ligase-like
Exons: 4
Coding region: 308-898 (196 amino acids)
Biological process (GO): tetrahydrofolate interconversion; folic acid-containing compound biosynthetic process
Cellular component (GO): mitochondrion
Molecular function (GO): 5-formyltetrahydrofolate cyclo-ligase activity
Source: RefSeq, a predicted model, not a curated record
AAUGAAUUUUUUUUUCUUAUUGUUACCAAAUUUUAAUUUCUAAUUUGUAAUUAGCAAUAAUUAUCACAACUUCCAUUUAAUCAGUGAUCUUAAUCAGCCACUUAAUUAGUGAGGAGAUGAAAUAAAAUUUCUAUUCGAUUGAUUUAUUUUCAUUUCUUCUUCAAAGUGUUUGUGUGAGUGUUUUCCUUGUUUCUUUUCAUUACAUUGGUGAGAAUUGUUUUUGUUUCUUUCUAUUCUCAAUAUUGUUGUUUAUUUAAUAGGUUUUCUUUUAUUCUUCUUUAUUUUGAUUAAUUAAUUGAUUACCACAAUGGUUGACACGGAUCUUAAGACUAUGAAAAAGGUUUUAAGGUCAGAGAUUACUAGUAUUCUUAAUUCAAUGACUGAGGUUAAUCGUUGCUCUCAAUCCGAUGAGAUCUUAUCAAAGAUAAUUAACCAUGAAAAAUUUAAGGAAAGCCAGAGAAUCGCUGUUUUCAUUGGUAUGCCUGAGGAGAUUAAAACUGGAAAAAUAAUCGAGCAAAUCUUUAAGCUUGGUAAAAAAUGUUUCAUUCCAAGGAUCAUCUUAAAAAGUAAACAUAUGGACAUGGUAGAAAUGAAAUCAUUGGAAGAGAUUGAAAACUUGCCAACAAUUAAAUGGGGAAUCAGACAACCUGAAACUGUUACCCGAGAAGCCAUGGACGAUGGUGGACUUGACUUUAUGAUUGUUCCCGGAGUCGCUUUUGGUCCUGAUAAUUCACGAUUAGGACAUGGUGCCGGUUAUUAUGAUAACUAUUUCGCCCGUUACAAGGCAAAAUUUAAUCGUCUUCCCUUUUUAGCUGGAGUUUGUUUCAAAGAGCAAAUACACAAUUCAAUUCCAAUGGGUCAAUAUGAUGUUUAUGUCGAUCAUGUAAUUACUGGUUAAUUUAAAGUGAUUGUGAUAUUCACACACACACAAAAAAACGGACGAAAACAAAUGAAUAGAAAUCAUCAAAUUGUAAUUGUUUGAUUUUUUCUUUAAUUAGUUAGAUUAAUGGGAAAAUAAAAUUAGCCAAUAAGCUAA